AUGGCGUCGCCGAGCGACCCGAAGCCCUCCAAAAAACGGAUUGGAAGGAAACGUUUACCACCUCUCGCACAAGGGCCUGCCAUUCAGUUUGUCGUUGCGACUCAUCCCGAUGAAUUCAGGGCAGGGGAGACUAUGAGGAAUGUACGGUCACACGUUAUGUACAAACAUCGAGAGCAGCGUGGAUCAUCACCCUCAGAUAGAACAAAGAGUAGAGAGGGGAGCAGUGCACCGACGACAAUGCAGACUCCGAGCCUGAUGACGACCAGUUCGGACGGCGUGUUAGAGGACAACAACUUCCUCGCACCCACGCCAAUACGACACCAUAGUACCAUAUGGGAUAGGGAUUUCUACAGGUACAGCAUACAGUCGCCUUCAGCAGACCCUACACGGUCACUUGCCGCCCGUAUCAUAUCUGCAAUAACGGCGGAACCGGCUCGAAGCGCACCUCCAGUGUUCGAAGAGGCCUGCGAGUAUCCUUUCCCCGCGAACACGAUGCUGAGGCACGAAUCGUUGGAAAAGCUACGGCAGGAGUAUAUCAAUAGCACAGAGUUUUUCUGUCAUGACACAUCAUGGAUGCAACGUAUCUGCAAUAACCGCCUGUCCUUCCUCAGCCAUGUCAGCGUAACAUGUGUCUAUCAAGAUCUUGCAGAGGGCCUCCUACAAGACAGCGCCCUUACUGUAUACGCCAAGACCAAAGUUCUUCGAGCCAUCACAGACCGCCUAGAUUUAGAUGAUACCACUAUCGUGAGUAUAUUGCACCUCCUUGUUAGUGAGAUUGGCGGUUUCGACGAAGACGUUUUCGAUGUCCACAUGCAGGGAGUUAUGCGCAUUAUUCAUCAGCGUGGUGGCGUAAGCCAAGUAGCGUCGCCACAAUUCAUGAUUCUGGUAAUGCUUACUUUCGCCAUCCUACGCGGUCAAGCUGAGCCUUUAGUCUUGGAAGAUUACAUGCCGCGACAAUCUUCUCCUACGCUGUCGAGCAAUGUUUGCCCAGUUUCGCCACUUUACGCACCACAUGGAGAUAUAUCUCGUAUAUACGGCGCCUGCUCUAUUGGCACACUCGAAAUCGUACGUGACAUGCAAGCGUGCACGGCUUUAUUUUUAGCACACUGGAGUCAUGCAGGCGACACACCACCAGCAUCCGAUCCGCAUCUGGCCACUUGCGAUGCUCAACUACAGCAGAUUUACGCCAAUCUCUUACGCCGCCCUUCAUCCGAGAACGAACCUACGCCCGACUGGAUGUACGAGAGUUGCCGCCUCGCUGCCCUCAUCUAUUGUCGAUCGAUUGUCCAUGGCGUAACGCUUGCAGAAUCAGCAAAUAUCAUGCAUGCACGGAGCCGCGACCCCAACCCGGAAUCAACGACGCAAAUUUCUGCCCUACAUGAAGCGCUGGCACGGACAGACACGAGAGGCUGCUGGGGCAACGACAUGCGCGGCGUCUUUCUGUGGGUAUGCUUAGUUGGUGGCGCGGCUUCAUGGUCAGCAGCCCGGUUUGCUUCUGGUGUCGAAGGUGAAGAGACCUCGCCCGCUUCAGCAUGGGCGAGGAAGUGCUUCGCGCUAUAUGCGAUUCGGGCGUCGGUUUUGGUGUCAUUUGAACAGGCUGAUGACACAAUACAGGCGUUACGGACCAUGCUACAGAUUCGCUAUUGCAUAUUGAUCAACAUCGGAUCGCAGACAGUGAGUCAGUGA
This is a messenger RNA of Cucurbitaria berberidis CBS 394.84, 1686 nucleotides long. RefSeq lists its product as uncharacterized. Bases 1 to 1686 code for a protein of 561 amino acids. Lineage: Eukaryota; Fungi; Ascomycota; Dothideomycetes; Pleosporales; Cucurbitariaceae. The transcript has 4 exons. The record is from RefSeq and is a predicted model, not a curated record.